Juglans regia (Persian walnut) is the source of this 810-nucleotide messenger RNA. RefSeq lists its product as uncharacterized. Lineage: Eukaryota; Viridiplantae; Streptophyta; Magnoliopsida; Fagales; Juglandaceae. The record is from RefSeq and is a predicted model, not a curated record. Bases 1 to 810 code for a protein of 269 amino acids. The transcript has 3 exons.
AUGACAGUGAGCGUGAAGGCUUUAGAUGUGGAUCUUAAGAAGGAAGAAGAUGAUCAUCUAGAGAUAUCUGCCCACCAAAAUCUUUUUCAUGACUAUUUUGCUGAUCCUCCAAUUUAUCCUCACAAAUAUUUUCGAAGGAGGCUUCGAAUGAGUCGUUCUCUAUUUCUUCGAAUUCAAGCAGCGGUAGAAGCCCAUGAACCUUAUUUUGUCCAAAGACGAGAUAAUUCUGAAAGGUUUGGUAUUUCUUCCCUUCAAAAAAUAAUAGAUGCUCUGAGGAUGCUUGCAUAUGGUGUCACGGCUGAUUUUAUAGAUGAAUAUUUGAAGAUUGGAAAGACUACGAUAUUAAGAAGCCUAAAAAUGUUUGUCAAAGCAAUUGUUUCGAUUUUUUCUGAAGAGUACUUAAGGAAACCCAAUAAUGAUGACAUUGCUAGAUUGCUCGCAGAUGGUGAAAAACGUGGAUUUCCAGGGCUUACUCCGACAGUUAGUUACACCAUUAAUGAUCAUUACUAUGCAAUGAGAUACUAUCUUGUUGAUGGCAUUUAUCCGCAAUGGGCAACAUUUGUUAAGACCAUCUUAACUCCCCAAGGAAACAAGAAAAAAUAUUUUGCUGUAGUCCAAGAGUCUGCAAGGAAGGAUGUGAAGCGUGCUUUUGGUGUGCUUCAAGCACGAUUUGCUAUAAUUCGUGGACCUGCACGGUUUUUUCACAUUGAAACGCUCAAUGAUAUUAUGAUGGCAUGCGUAAUUUUACAUAAUAUGAUCAUUGAAGAGGAACGGGCUAACAACGAAGAAGAAGAGUUCGAAUAUGAAUAG